Messenger RNA from Mobula hypostoma (lesser devil ray), 4140 nucleotides. RefSeq names its product niban apoptosis regulator 2b (gene niban2b). The record is from RefSeq and is a predicted model, not a curated record. The coding region runs from base 79 to 2481 and encodes 800 amino acids. The transcript has 14 exons. Lineage: Eukaryota; Metazoa; Chordata; Chondrichthyes; Myliobatiformes; Myliobatidae.
AGAGAGUCUGAAACAGAACGGCGAGUCGAUCGGACUGUGCAGGAGUGCAGCGUUUCAGCGGCUCUCCCAGCUUCGGCCAUGGGCGAUGUGAUAUCUACUCACCUGGAUGAAAACCGGCGACUUUUCAUCUCAGAAAGAACUGGGAAGAUUCUGGAUGAGUUUUUUCAAUUCUAUGAGGAACAGUAUCCACUGGCUCUCUUUAAUAAGAUUCGAUAUGAGGUUGAAGAGAAUGGUGGACCCCAGCCUCAGCUUCUUCAAAGAAAGACUCCAUUAAAGGAUAAAAUUAUCUUUUCUGGCAAUCUCUACCAAUAUUUGGAAGUAAACAGAAAGUGGAAGAAUAGACAUUUUGUUAUACGUGAUGACUACAGUGUGGAGUACUAUGACGGCAAAAUGGCCUUUGACAGAGGGUCUAGUCCAAGGGGAAUUAUUAAUUCUGCAGGCUACAAGGUAUUGAAGUCAAUGGAUCAGUACUUGGAGCUGGUUAGCAACAGUAUGCCAGGAAUCAAAGGAAAAGCAAGCAGUUCUCCAUUUCUGAGAUGGCCAACAGAAUACCGCACCAUUUUGUGGCAUCCAUAUGGACAUCACUACUACUUUUGUGUUGUAUCAGAGAAAGAGCAACAGAAGUGGCAUGCUGUUUUUCAGGACUGCGUACGCCAUCAAAAUAACGGAUUACCUGAAGAUUGCAAAGUGGAGACUCCAGCAUUCACAGACGCUGUCCGCCUGUAUCGCCAGUCAAAAGAUCAGUAUGGCACCUGGGAUAUGCUGUGUGGUAAUCAAACACAGAUUAUAACUAACUUAGUGAUGGAGGAACUUCUUCCAGAACUGGGAGCAAUGAUAUAUCCAAAAUUAAAGGGUAAGCUGCAUGAACGUCAGAAGGCCUGGAUCUUGAUUACAGAAGCUGCACAGAAGAUGGUUUUGGAACAGACAAAAGCCCGAUAUGAAGCUGUUUUGAAAAAGUGCGAACAUGCCCGUUCUGGAUUAGAAAGCAGGAUUCGUCCAGAUAUGGAUCAAAUUAUUAGUUCAAAGGAACAUGUGACAAGCAAGCUAAGAGUAUUUGUCAUGCCAAAAGCUGAAGCUUGUGUUCGGAACAAAGUGCAACCAUGUAUCUCCUCCAUUCUUGAAGCUUUGAUGGGUCCAACAAGCAGAGGCUUCGCCGAAGUCAGGGAUUUAUUUUUCAAGGAAAUUGUAGAAAUAAAUAAAAAUAUUUUGAAUGAAGGAGGGAAGCAAAAGCUUGGGGAGUACAUGGAGAAGCUAAGCUUGCUACCUUAUCACCCAGUGAAGAUGCAGAACUGUUAUGAGCAACUUGAACAGCUGCAGCCACAGCUCAAGGAACUUCAGCAACGUUUCGAUCUCUCCAGUCCAGUAGUCUUUGUCCAGCGUGGUCAGAUUCUAUUGAGAGAGAUUUUGGAUAAUACAGUGUAUACAUUUGAACAACUUCUGCACCAAAGUCUCAAUAACUCCUCUGAGAAGGAACAGAUUUGCCAGACAAUCCAACGCAUUCAAGAGAGAGUAUUAAAGAAAUAUGACUAUGACAGCAGCAGUAUCAGAAAGAAGUUUUUCCGAGAGGCAUUACUCCAGAUCACUGUUCCUUACCUGCUGAAGAACCUCUCUGCCUCUGUCAACACAGCUCUACCUAAAUUUCAGGAAUUCAUCUUCGAAGACUUUUCCAAGUUUAUCCUGGUUGAUAAUAUUUUUGAGGAAGUGGUGCUCCAGUCUGUCUCCAAAGAUAUAAUGCUGGCUGUGAAGGAAGCAGCUGUCCAAAGAAAGCACAACCUCUUCAGAGACAGCAUUGUAAUGUCUGGCAGUGACCCCAACCUGCUGCUUCUCGGAGAAGGCCAGAACAUCAACUGGAACAGUGAGAUGGCCAAUCAAGAAAGCAGCAAUAUGGAAAAGGCAUUUGAGAAACGGAAACGAAUGAAGCAGGUAGUCUCCAUGAUUCAGGAUGAUGGCAUUUCACGUCCUGAUGAAGUUGAAGUUAUAACAAAUGUCAAACAAGCAGACGAGACACAGCACGAUGAAACCAGUGGCUCUUCAGAAUUUUGCAGUCCAGUCAAAUCACCUGACAGUGUCAAAGAGAUUCGCAACCUAUUAACCAUAGGCAAAAUAGAAACAACUGAAGCAGAUAUUGGAGUAGACAGUUCCUUGACCAAUGGAACUGUUUGCACGGAUGAAAUGGUGCCCGAGAGGAAUCCUGAAGAAAUUGAGAACAAGAUCCUCAAAAAGCAAGUCCAAGAAUCAGGAGAGUCUUCCACUGACUGCGACAUCAGAUCUUCUCCUACUGAGCAGACAGAAAAUGGUAUCAGCUCAUCAGAAAUCACCUUGCAUGAAUUAAAUGAUAAGUCACACCAAGAAAAAGUGACUGCCAACCAACAAGAUGAUUCUAGUGACAAAGAAGCGGGAGAGGAAGUUACUUCAAAGAAUAAUGAUACGGCAAGAGAUUCUCAUGAUAUACAGAGUCAGGCAGAAAAAUCAGAAUCCUAAUUGCAGAAAAAAGCAACAUUUCACUGCAGUCAGUACCAUAAUGAUUAUUCAAACAGUUUGGCUUUCAACCAAGAAUGCAUUCGAAUACAUCAGUAAUAACACAGGGUACUGACGGUACACCUACUUUCAGUAGAAAUGUGACCAGUGUUUGAUAGUGAGUUCAGGAAUUUGGAGGUUAUUCUGAAUGUCAAUCCUGUGUAUUCUGUUUGAAGGUUUUGCAACACAUGUUAUCAAAGUGUCCUUAUUGUAAUUUUACUUUAUUAUCUUGUGGCACUUCAAAUAUUUUAAUGAACCCAUUUAGCUAUGGUUUAUUUCUAAAUGUUCAUCUUUUACCAUUGUAAUUUUUUUCAUCAAAAAUCAUAGUCAGUUGUCAGGUUCAUACAAUCAGAAUUCCACAUAAGUCCUUAGUUGCCAAUUAUUCACUCUACUAUGGUAUUCAAAAAUGAAUUCUCUUGAUUCACUGAAGAAAGAUUUAAUUAUCACUUAGUGGUAAGGUAUUCUUUUAUACAAUAAAAAUAUUGCUCGUGGUUGUCAACAUUAUUGGGAAUUAUCACAUAUUAUGAAAUUUUACACUUUUAUAUCAAUAUCUGACAGAAGUAUAAUGACCUACUUACAGAAGGUACUUGAAACCAAAGCACACCCUCUGGAAUGAGGUUACAUGUAGUAAGUAACUGCAAUUGUUAUGUAAUCAAUAAUGUUCCAUUGUUUCUGAAUCUUGUGUCAUAAAAUCCUACAAAAAUUGUCCAAUAAUUAACUAUAUUGAGAUAGCCAUCAAAUUCCAUCUUUCAAAAUUGGAAGCUUUUAUUCUAUCUAAAUUACCAACGUUAUUACUAUGAUAAUAAAUAAAGUAGUGAAGGGCAAAUAAACUUUUAAUUGAAUUGUAAAUGAUCACAGAAAACCAUAGCAAAUGUUGAAUAGAAUCUCUGGUUAAAUCUUUCUGAAAUUUAAAAACACAUUAUAAAUUGUGCUGCUUACCUAACUAUUAAUUUUUCAGGAGAGACAACUGGGGUAUAUGUUCAUUUUCACUUAUAUCUGUAUGGUAACCAAAACAACAAAUAUAUUAUAAGCAUGCAAAUCUAGCCAGUGAAAUGUUAAUAACAGAUAUUGCUGGAUAGGGGCGAUAGGGGCUCAAUUUAUUGAACCUAAUGCAUUUUACCAGUUGUGUGCCUUGAUUUUUAGUGCAAAUAUUACAUGACCUACCUGCUGCCAGGCUUAUUAGAAAAUUACUUUUAUUUAAGAAAAUUUUAUUUCGUAUUAUUUAGCUUGAUCAGUUAUUUAACUAUAAAACAUUGGCAGUUUGCUUGGGAAUAGUAGUUAAUGUUUCUUGGCAAAGUCUUUUGAAUGGAACUAAGGGGACUUUCCAUUGUAUCCUAAUCCAUGUUCAACAGCUUAUGCUGACCGAAUAAGGAGAAUGAAUUUAAGAUGAAUAAUUGUUUAAUUUAAUUUUAUUUUAUCUGUAUGCAGUGAUAUUUAAAUAAUCUCACAUAGAGGCAGUUUCUUAUUUAACACCUCACUUUGCUCUUUUAUUAUUGAGGGGUUUCAGCUUGAGGGGUUUUAAAAAUACUACCAAUAAUUAUGGUAUCUGUUUAUUCAUUCCCAUAGAUGCUCUAAGUAUAUUAAAUCACUUUUUACAAAGUAUGGAUUUAAUAAAGUUUUCAU